AACUACCGUAAAACGAGGUGACUUUGAGAUCCGGGGCGACAUUGAUGAUUACUCAAAAUUUAUGGUUUUACUUAUUUUUAUAUUUGGAAUGGAACGUAAUAAUUUUUAUUUUUAUUGUGUUGGCAAGACUGACUCAUCAGCCAUGUUUUCCGAAAACGUCGAGGUGAGAGGAUUGCUAAUCAGAAUGGUUCGGACUUACAAGAAAACUCCGGGUACCCGCAACUACAAAAAUUAUAGUAAUGAGACCCUCGAAGAGGCUCUCGAGAAAAUCACAAACGAUGAGCUUACUAUAAACGCUGCCUCGCUUCAGUAUCACAUCCCAUUCGGUACAUUAUAUAACAAGUACAAAGGUUUACAUGGAAAAUCUGCCGGUGGACAGACAAUUUUCAGUCAUGAAGAGGAGAUUUCGAUUUUACGUGCUGCCGCCUCGUGUUCCGAUUGGGGUUUUCCCCUGACAUUAUUAGAUAUUCGCUUUUUUGCGAAAUCGUACUUAGACAAACGAGGACGAACAGUAGAACGCUUUCAGAAUAAUUUGCCGGGUGUCGAGUGGGCAGCUAGUCUUUUGAAGCGUCAUAAGAACUCUUAUGCACAAAGAGUGACAACCAAUAUUAAAAGAUCUAGAGCAGCAGUAGGACAGGAAACGUUAAAUAGAUAUUUCGAUCACCUUGAACCUGAAGUAAAAGAUAUCCCACCGAGUCACAUUUUUAAUUAUGACGAAACUAACAUGGCUGACGAUCCCGGAAAGAAAAAAUGCUUGUAUAGAAGAGGAGUAAAGUACCCAGAGAAAGUGAUGAAUUAUUCAAAAAGUAGCACAACGGUCAUGUUUUGUGGUUCAGCAGAUGGAACAUUAUUGCCGCCUUACGUCAUUUAUAGAAGUACUCAUUUGUAUGACACGUGGAAGGAGCGCGGUAUCGUAGGCAGUCCGUGCUGUAAUGGAUCUUGCUGUAGCCAAGGAACUCGAUAUAACCGAACUGCUAGUGGCUGGAUUGAUGCUCCGACAUUCAGAGACUGGUUUAUAACAUGUUUUUUGCCACACGCUACCAAAUUGGAUGGACGAAAAAUAUUGAUCGGUGACAAUUUAGCGUCCCAUCUUGAUCAAGAUGUCAUAACUGCUUGUGACACACAUAACAUCGGCUUUGUGUGUCUUGUACCAAAUUCCACGCACUUAUGCCAGCCUUUGGAUGUCGGUUUCUUUCGCCCUCUGAAAGGAGCCUGGAGAAAAACUCUCGAAACCUGGAAAAAAACUCAUCUUCGAGCCACAAGUAUCCCUAAGGAAUCGUUUCCAUCGCUCUUAAGGCAAGCUAUCAUAGAUAUGGAUAAAGUACCACCGAAAAAUGGGAGUGCCGUGACCGAAAAAUCGGCAGUGAAGAGAAAUUUGAUUUCAAGUUUCAAAGCAACGGGAAUUCAUCCAUUUGACCGAGAAAGAGUUUUAAGAAAAAUACCUGACAGUGCUCCUUCCCCUGAAAUAGACACGGUUGUUCGCGAUUCCCUAACAGAGUUUUUGAGAGAGCAGCGCUACGGACAACAGUCAGAGCCGACUAGAAAGAAGAGGAGAGUGAAUGUUGAGCCUGGAAAAAGUAUUUCUACAGCUGAACCAUCGACGUCCUUAGCAAAUCAAAACCAUGAAAAUGUCAAUGAACCUGGUGAGUCCCAUGCUUCAAAUCAAACAUGUGAAUCGAGAGCUAGGUCAGAAUCUCCACCACCAGAAGCUAUAACAACCGAUGACUCUGAGUCUGAAGUUGAACCGCUAAGGCCUAAAAUAGGAAAAUUUAUUUUAGGGAAGUUUGCGUCUAAGAAAGGAAAGAAAACAUAUCACUACGUUUGCUCUAUUGAAGAUAUUUCUGGAGAAAAAAUUGUAGUUCAAGGAUACAAAUCACAAAUGAAAUCAAAGACUGAUUUUCGAGAAGUUCCUAAUGAUAUGUCAAUUAUUGAAGAGUCUGAUAUUAUAACUUACCUUCCAACACCAAAAUUUGAUGGAAAAAUUUACAAGUUUCCGACUGAAGUAAUGAUUAAAGAGUUGUGAAGAAACCUUCUACUAAUUUAAAAAAUGUGGCAUUAUUUCUAUUGCUUAUAUUUUCUAUGUUUUUAUUUUUUUUUAUUUUUUUAAGUCUGUACCACGUACAAAUAAUUCUAAGAAUGAUUGUGUGACCAUGUUGAUAAUUGCGUAGAAAUAUUUAGUUUUGAUAAUUAUGUUACCUACCUACUAGGUACUUUUUGAUCUCUGAUUACCCACCUAUUAUGAUUGUUGAGACUGAUUAUUAUAACAGAAAUUAGUAAAAACUUUAGAAAGUUUGAUAUUAUUAUUAAUAUACUGACUGAUGUUGAUUAGAUAAAAAGUUUAAAAAUUA
Helicoverpa zea (corn earworm) is the source of this 2348-nucleotide messenger RNA. RefSeq lists its product as uncharacterized. Gene Ontology annotation, cellular component: nucleus. Bases 62 to 2023 code for a protein of 653 amino acids. Lineage: Eukaryota; Metazoa; Arthropoda; Insecta; Lepidoptera; Noctuidae. Gene Ontology annotation, molecular function: DNA binding. The transcript has 2 exons. The record is from RefSeq and is a predicted model, not a curated record.